Messenger RNA from Dunckerocampus dactyliophorus (ringed pipefish), 5379 nucleotides. RefSeq names its product component of oligomeric golgi complex 1 (gene cog1). Bases 730 to 3681 code for a protein of 983 amino acids. Gene Ontology annotation, biological process: intra-Golgi vesicle-mediated transport. The transcript is spliced from 15 exons. Gene Ontology annotation, cellular component: COG complex; Golgi apparatus. The record is from RefSeq and is a predicted model, not a curated record. NCBI's taxonomy places the organism in Eukaryota, Metazoa, Chordata, Actinopteri, Syngnathiformes, Syngnathidae.
GCUCUACCUGUGUCACCUGUUGUUGUCUUUGAACUCCACCUUAGAGAUGUCACGUCAUGAACGAGUCGUUCAAAACUCGAGAGUAAUAACUUUGCACUCUUUCAUUCUGUGCAUAGUUAGUAUUAGAGUACUAGGGCCACAUUGAGAAAAAACAUCUGACAUUUCGAGAAAAAAAGUCGUACCUUUACGAGAAUAAAUGUCGUAACUAUAUGUUACAGGCAGUGCCCGAGACAGCUAUGAAAGGGGGAAUUUAUGCGGCGCGUGUGGGGUAAGGAAGACGGAAGUGAGAUGACGCCAACCAAAUGCUAAUCUGUUUGCCUUUAACUGCUGUGUUUUUCUGUCCCGUUGUAAAUAAAAGCUUGCCUGAAGCAAGAGGAAAGUUUCCUACAUUCCUGAAGAAUUAUGCUAUAUUUUCCCUCUGACACGUACGACACCAUGGCACCUAAUAGUAACACAUUAUUAUCCUAAAUUUACGACUUUUUUUCUCGUACAUUUACGACUUUUAUUCUCGAAAUCGCAGAGAUUUUUUCAACGUGGUCUAUGUAGCGUGUAUUAUUUUAUGUUGAUGAUAUGUAGUUUGCUCAUAUGGAAUUUGGUGAAUAUAUGUGAUUGAAGGUGCCCUUUUCUGUUUGUAUAUCAACAAAAAACGCUUACGUAUAAAUCGGAAAUACAUCUUUCCCACUUCCGGGUUAGGUGUUCCGUGGCAGCUGAAGUUGUUUUGCUAGGGCGAUGACUGUAGACCCAGCGUCGUCUCUCCGUGUAGCGGAGAUAAAGGACCCGGUGGUUCUGUUUGAACGCUACAGCACGGAAGAAAUCCGAAGCAUAGAAUGUAAAAUCCGAGGGCAGAUCGAGCAGAAGAAAGAGGAACUCAGGCAGAUGGUGGGGGAGCGCUACCGGGACCUGAUCGACGCUGCAGACACCAUCGGGGAGAUGAGGCACAGCUCAGAGAGUGUAGUCCAGUCCAUCCAAGACAUGCACCAGUACUGCCAUCUCCUCAAACAAGGAAAAAGCUGUGCGAGCAGUCGCAAUCCAGAGAGGCAGAAACAGGAGAAGUUCUACACCAUCGCCUCUCAGAUCAAGCUCCUCUUGGAGAUUCCGGAACGCAUGUGGAGUGCCAUGGAGGCCUCCCAGUAUCUGCAGGCCACUCAGCUCUACCUGUUGUGUUGUCAUCUUCACAGUCUCCUUCACCUGGACGCUGCCACGGGGGGUCACUACAGUCCCGUUGUGGCCCGAUUCCCCAUCAUUGUCCGGCAGGUGGCCACAACUGCUCACUUCAGGUCCACCAUUCUCCUAGACAGCAAGUCUCUGCUGCGGGGUCGGGCGGUGUCGGACCAGGCCAUCGCGGAGGCUCUGCUGUCGACCAUGCUGCUGGAGGACAGCUCUCCACGCCAGGCUCUUGCUGAUUUCUUGUUGGCACGAAAGGCCUCCAUCCAUCAGUUGCUCAACCAGCCCCAACACGGGGCGGGUGUGAAGGCCCAAGUGUGCAGCCUGGUGGAGCUGCUGGUGACCACGCUGUUUCAGGCCUACGCUGUUUUCUACAUGCCCUCAGAGGGAAGCCCCAGGCCCGGGGAGGCCACCCUUAGCUGCGGCCUGCUCUUUUCCAUUCUGGAAAAUGUCACCUCCUCUACACCUGCAGCAGGAGGCAAGAGGGUGCUUCAGGAAGACACGAGUACGGGCAGCUGGCUCAAGUACCUGCCCCCCUCCAUCACAGAGUUCCAGCCCACGCUUCGUACCCUGGCACAGCCCAUCCACAGGGAGCAGCUGCGUGACACCCUACAGCAGUGGAUCAAUACAUGUAAGGAGGACAUCUGCCAGGGGGUUAGUAGCCUUCUGGUCUACGUGAAGAGCCUGAAGGGCCUGGCAGCCAUUCGGGACGCGGUGUGGGACCUCCUGUCCACAGACUCCAUCAAUCAGCACUGGAACACGGUAUGUCAGCGGCUGCUGGAGUGCCGCCUGGCCGUCUGGGAUGACUUCCUGCAACAGCUCUUUCUUCAGCGCUUGCAGGCUAUAACCAAAGAGGAGACUGAGGCCAUCUCCAUGAGCUCUGUACAGCUCCUCACCUCAGCUGUGAGGGAUCUAGAGCAGCACACCACCCACUCCUCUGUGGGUAGCGACACCACCUGUAACCCGGUGGCCCAGUACGAAGUAGACGUGGCCUCUUAUUUGUGGUCGGAGUCUGCGGGGGACCUGCUGAGUGAUGCAGGUUGGGUCACUGUGAACCAGCGGGGGCAGCAGCAGCAGAGAAGUGGUCUGGCUAUGAAGACCCAGGCCCUCACACCCUGUUUGCAAAACUUUUGCUCCUCUAUGGACGGCAAGCUGAAAGAAAGACUGGAUGACCUCCAGCACUACCUUCCCUCCCAAGAAACAGCUGGAGUCCCAUCCUCUGGACCCACCGAGGGCUCGUCGCCGUCGUCCUUCAACCGCUUCACAGACUCGCUGGCAGUGGAGGAGGCGUUACGUGAAGGCUGCAGCGCCUGCGUUCACCGCAUCCUCUCUGCCGUCCGCUCGGAACUAGCGGCGGCGACGCCUGAUCCCAGCCUGGCCCGCCUGAGUUCAGUGCUGUUCAUGGCAAGGCUGUGCCAGUCCAUGGCCGAGCUGUGUCCCGGCAUGAAGCACUGCAUUCUUGGACACCAGCCAGGGUGCCAGGCCGCGGCCAAAGUGACGAGCAGGCAGAGCAAGAAGCUGGGUAAAGCUCGGGUGGCUGCAGAGGUCAGCACCGCUCAGGCAAAGUGGGCAGACCUGAAGGAGGAGCUUCUCAAAUGCAGCAUGGAGGCCUACCGCAUCUGGAGCGCCGCUCUCUCUAAAACGUUGCUGGAUACGUUUGGCACAGCCCUUCACGCAGCACAGUCCGCCGGUGCCAUCUUGACGACCGCAACAAACUGGGAGGAUCUUGAGAUCCAAGAAGAGGCGGAGUCGGGCAGCAGCGUUACAUCCAGAAUCCGUGUUCCUGUCCAGCCGUCUUGGUUUGUCCAGUCGCUGCUGUUCCAGCUGUGUGUGGAGGUCAACAGGGUAGGGGGUCACACCCUGCCACGACCCACCCUGCAGCAGCUCUUGCAGGCAUGUCUGGAUGGCGUGUUGCGAGAGUACCGCAGCCUCACGCAGCAGGAGCCCAGGGAAGGCGUAUUUCCCGUCACCCAGAACAGAGCCUUGCAGAUGAUUUUUGACCUUUCUUAUCUUCACACCACCUUGGCCGCCAAAACGGAUGAAGGCAAGAGCUCCAGAUCCCUGCAGGACCCCAGGAUGCAGGAGCUCUGUGAUUGGCUGGAGAGCCACAUUGACCCCUUUGACCUGGAUGUGUUCACGCCACCUCUCAACGCCAACCUCAGCCGACUCUGCCAGAGGACGUCGGUGCUGUUUGGGUUGGUGACGGGCUCCGAGAAACACUUUUCCUUGCGGAACGGCAGUGUGACGUCGCUGGAGCCUCACAACAUCCUUCCGCUCGCCAACAGCCAGAUCAGGUUCGGCUUGUUGCCUCUCAGCGUGUCCAGCGUGCAUAAAUCCAAGAUGGCUGCCACAAACGCCAACACUCAGCACCAGCUGGCUCCGCCUCUCUUCCUGAGCGCAGACGGGCAGGAAAGCUUCAGGCCGGGCAGCCGCUUCCGUCAACUGGCAGAUCAGGAGGAAGACUCCGCCUCUUCGUCUUUAUUCAAACUCAGCUGGCUCUCCGCCAUGGCCAAGUAACAUCUUCCUUUACCUGAUAUUAUGAUGAUUAUGAUGAUGAUGAUAUUACACAAUGCUAGCUGUACUACUACAGACACCCCUUUCUUACACAUUUGGAACAAAUAAACAUCAGUGGGUGCUUUUUAGGAUUACGAUUACGAUUAGGAUUAGGAUUAGGAUUUGUGUGUGUGCACUAUGAGUUUAGUUGAGUGCAGCUUUUUCCAGCGAGGGCCAUUUACUGGAAAAUGUGAAAUGCUUCUCAAUGCAAAUAUGAAAAAAAGGUUUAUUCUUGGAAAUUUGUGAUUCUUUUUUCUAAAUGAAUUACAAGUAUAAAUUACAACUAAAACUUCUCCUCAUUAUUGUGACUUUAUUGGUGUAAUAUUGUAACGUCACUUUUUCCCAGCCUAAUUUUAAUUUUAAUUUGCCAUCAUAUUACGUUGUUUACAAUAUUUUUUUCUUGAAUAUUUCAAGUCUGUGCUACCACAAUGAUUAUUUUUCCUCAUAAUAUUAAUUCAGAAUAUUUAUUCUCCUGAAAUUGCAACUUUUUUUCUCAUUAGAAGAUGGCUUUAUUCUCAUCAAAUGUUUGCUUAUGUUUUUUUUUCAUUUCUGCUGUAUUCUCAUAAUUAUUCUCAUAAAAUUACGUUUUUUUCCAACCAUUUCAACUUUUCUCUUGUAAAAAUUCUCAUUAUUGUGACUUUAUUCUCAUAAGAUUGGAACUUUUUCCCCAACCUAAUUUUCCAAAAAUGAAAUGUUUUUGUUUUUCAUCAUAUUAGGUUGUUAUUUCAACUCUAGGCUACAAAAAUAUCAUUUUUCCUCAUAAUAUUAUGAGUUUAUUCUUGUAAAAUUGCAACUUUUUUCUCGUUAGAAGAUGACUUUAUUCUUUAUUCUCUCAUUUGUUUACAACUUUUUUCUCUUAAUAGUUCCACUUUAUUCUUGUAAAAUUACAGCUGUUUGUUUUUUCAUUUCUUCUGUUUGUUGAAUUUUCCAACUAUUUCAACGUUUCUCUUAAAAUGUCUUCACAAUUCUGACUCGAUUCCCAUAAUAUUGUGGCUUUAUUCUUACUUUAUUCGUACAACCCUUUCCCCCAAGCUCAUUUUCAUUCAAAUGAAAUGAUUUUUUUCCAUAAUAUUAACUUUUUUUCUCAUGAAAGUAUGACUUUAUUCUUGUAAAAUGUUUGCUGUUUUUUUUAGUUUUCCAAAUAUUUAUACUUUCUUCUUGUAAAUAUUCACCUAUCGAUGCUAUGGCUUUACUCCCACAAUAUUGUGAUGUUAUUCUCCUAAUAUUGUAACUUUUUCCACUUCAUUUACAAAAAAAUUAUAUUUUUGUGUUUUUUUCUCAUAUUACAUUGUUUAAAAAAUCUUUAAUGUUUCAACUCCAUGCUACUAAAAGGACAUUAUUUGUACUCAUAAUAUAACAACUUUAUUCUCGUAAAAUUGCAGCUUUAUUUCUCAUGAGAAGAUGACUUUAUUCUCAUACUUUUUUUUUUUUUGCUGUUUUUUUCAUUUCUGGUGUUUUUUUUUUAUAUUUAAUCUUUCUUCAUGUGAAUUUUUGUCUAAUAAUAUUAUUUUAUUCUCAUAAUAUUUUGACUGUAUUCUCAUAAUAUGACUUUCCCCCCCCAACUUAAUUUUACAAAUAUUACAUCAUUCUUUUUUUUUUUUAUUAUUAUUAUUUUUUUUUCUUUUACUUUAUUAUUGUAAAAUUACAGCUGAUUUGUCCAUA